Messenger RNA from Spirodela intermedia, 4074 nucleotides. The record is from the annotation of a GenBank genome assembly. NCBI's taxonomy places the organism in Eukaryota, Viridiplantae, Streptophyta, Magnoliopsida, Alismatales, Araceae.
AUGACGUCAGCGCCCGGCGAACGCGAAUCAGGCGGAAACAGAGUUCCGCCCGGCGAUUCUUACGUAGGCGAUUACAGACGACUCAAUUAAUCAAAUUAAGAUCUGUAAAAACCGGAAGAAUCGUAAUUGAACGAAGUAUAGUUUGGUAAAUAAAAAUCAACAAAGUAUCACUAAAUGAAGCGUAAAUUAAAUUGAAAGCAGGAAAACAGAGUUCCGGCGUCGCGACGGCGAUGCGUCGGCAAUGCACCGGAAUCCUGAGCGUUUGGGAGGAUCGUCGUGCAGUGUCCACGGCCUCGAAGGCUCUCCUUGGACAAAGACGACGUGGACAAUCUCUAGAUAAAGCAGGAAAACAGAGUUCCGACGUCGCGACGGCGAUGCGUCGGCGAUGCACCGGAAUCCUGAGUGUUUGGGAGGGUCGUCGUGCAGUGUCCACAGCCUCGAAGGCUCUCCUUGGACAAAGACGACGUGGGCAAUCUCUAGAUCUUCUCGCGAAGUCUAGAGAUCAAUGAAGUAGGUCGUCGAAUCGUCUCCAGCGGCUGUCACCCGGCGGAGCGGAAAAACGGCGACUUUGCGGCUCUCCGGCGGCUGUCACCCGACGGAGAGGAGCUGGAUGGAGGUGGGGCGUGUGUUAGGGAGCUUCAUCCUCAGGUCCACGCAGCAAGAGGAGGCUCUUCAUCGCAUCUGGUACGCUCUCAGGAGGUGGCGACUGGUCUCCCGGCAGAUCGUCCUCUUUCCGACGACGGCUUGUUCGUCGAUCAAUCGGAGAUGAUUUACUCGAUGGAUUGCGAUCCUUUUAUCGCGAAUCGUUCAGAAAUUUUAGUAGCAAUGCUCCGCGAAUCGUGUUGACGAGAUUUUCGCCGAUGAUCCAGCGAUUCCGGUUGCUUAAUCCUUCACCGGCGAUCUACAGGAAAGUCGCGAUAAUCAGUUAAAAAUAUAUGAAUUUUGACUCUGGGAGGAUUCGAACCCGCGGCGGUCGCCCGCCCCUUACAAGGUGGAUUUAGUCCCACAUCGGUUGUGCGCGGAUUAUUCGGGCGAAUAUAUAGUAAAGUUAGCUUUCUAGGCAAAGUCCUCUCGCGUGUACGACCACUCCUUGCCCCACAGCCGGCUGACCACCGGUGACGUGGAAGGGGAGUGCGCACACGUGCCCCUAUCGAUCCAAGCAAGCCGCUCCAGCCCCUGCUCGCGACUACUCCCCGACUGCGCUUCCGACCCGCUUGCGGGCCCGGCUGGCCGGCGGAUCCUCUCAUUUUGCAAUAUUUUUAUUUUUAUUUCUUGUUCUUCGUUUAUCUCAAAACUAAGACUGUAAAAAUCGUAUAAAAUCACAUAAUUACCCAAAAAUUCACGUUAAUCAACUGAAAACCACUUUUCAUGCUUUAACACAAAUAUAAGUCUAUUUAUCAUGAGUUAAGGCUAAAACUAUAUUAUUUACUAAUUAUUAACUCAUGAUAAUGAAGACUUAUCAAUUAUCAUGACUUUCCUGCAGAUUGCCGGUGAAGGAUUAGGUAACCAGAAUCAUUGGAUCAUUGACAAAAAUCUCAUCAAUGCGAUUCGCAAAGUAUUAUUACUAAAAUUGUCGAAGGAUUCACGAUAAAAAGAUCGCGAAUCCAUCAAGUAAAUCAUCUCCGAUUGAUUGACAAACAAGUCGUCAUCAAGAAGAGGAUGAUCUAUCGAGAGACGAGUCACCACCUCUUGAGAGCAUACCAGAUGCGAUGAAGACCCUCCUCUUGCUGUGCAGACCUGAGGAUGAAACUCCUUGACAUGCACCCCACCUCCAUUCAACUGCUCUCUCUCGGGUGACAGCCACCGGAGAGCCGCAAAGUCACUGUUUUUCUACUCUGCCGGGUGACAAUUGCCAGAGACAAUUCGACAACCCAUUUCAUUAAUCUCUAGACUUCACAAGGAGAUCUAGAGAUUGUCCAUGUCGUCUUUGUCAAAGGAGAGCCUUCAAGGCUGUGGACACUACACGACAAUUGACAUGACUUAGUCAUUGUAUAUUAAAUCACACAAAUCUAAAAUUUAUAAAACUAGAAAAUAUGAAUUUUUGGAUAUUUAGAAGUAUUUGUAAAUAAAUAUAUAAAUUAUAAUUUCAUCAAAUUUCCAAAAAUAGUGGUAAUUUUUUACGUCGAUCACAAGGAUGUAAUAUAAUAUCUGGUAAUUAUUCAGAUUUUUUCUCAAUGAAUACGAUUUUCUAUGAAUUUAUACUAGGAAAUAAAAAGGAAAUAUAUUUAAAAUUCACGAAAAAAGAAAAUAAAGGUGCAGACGUCAAGACGAUGUCAGCACCCCACGAAUGUGAAUCGGACGGAAAUAGAGUUCUGCCCAAUGAUUCUUACGUAAGUGAUUACAGACGAUUUAAUUAAUCAAAUUAAGAUUUGUAAAAGUCAGAAGAAUUGUAAUUGAACGAAGUAACUUUUGGUAAAUUAAAAUCACACAAAUUAUCACUAAAUGAAGUGUAAAGUAAGUUGAAAGUAAGAAAACAUAGUUUUGGCAUUGCAACGGCGAUACAUCGGUGAUGCAUUGGAAUCUUGAGCAUUCAGGAGGAUCGUCGUGUAGUGUCCAUGGCCUUGAAGGCUCUCCUUAGACAAAGACGACAUAGGCAAUCUCUAGAUCUACUCGAGAAGUCUAGAGAUUAAUGAAAUGGGUCGUUGAGUCAUCUCUACUGGCUGUCACCUGGCAGAGCGGAAAAACGGCGACUUUGCGGCUCUUUGGCAGCUGUCACUUGAGGGAGAGGAGCUAGAUGGAGGUGGGGCGUGUGUCAAGGAGGUUCAUCCUUAGGUCCGCGCAGCAAGAGGAGGCUCUUCAUCGCAUCUGGUACGCUCUCAAGAGGUGGCAACUCGUCUCUCGACGGAUCGUCCUCCUCUCGACGACGGCUUAUUCGUCGAUCAAUCGGAGAUGAUUUACUUGAUAGAUUCACAAUCUUUUUAUCGCGAAUCGUUCAGCAAUUGUAGUAACAAUGCUCUACAAAUCACGUUAACUAGAUUUUCGCCAAUGAUCCAGCGAUUCUCGUUGCUUAAUCCUUUGCUAGCAAUCUAUAGGAAUGUCAUAAUAAUCAGAUAAAAAUAUAUGACUUUUGACUCUAGGAGGAUUCAAACCCGCACUAGUUGCCCCGCCCCUUUAGAGGAAGGUGUGAAGGGGGUUUAGUCUCAUAUUAGUUGUGCAUUGAUUUUUCGAGCGAAUAUAUACUAAUGUUAGAUUUCUAAGCAAAGCUUCUUCUCUCACAUGUACAACCACUCCAUGCCCCAUAGCCGAGUGGCCACUAGUGAUGUAAAAGGGGAAUGGCGCACACGUGCCCCUAUCAGUUCCAAGCCGCUCAAGCCCCUACUUGCGGCUACUCGAUUGAGCUUCUGACUUGCUUGCAGGCCUGACUGGCCGGUGGGUCCCCCUUGUUUUGUCUUCUUUUUAUUUUUUAUUUCUUUUUCUUCAUUUAUUGCAAAAGCAAAAUUGUAAAAAUCAUAUAAGUUUGUGUAAAAUCACAUAAUUACCCAAAAAUUUACAUUAAUCAACUUAAAACUACUUUUUACACUUUAACAUAAAUAUAAGUCUAUUUAUCAUAAUUUAAGGCUAAAACUAUAUUCUUUACUAAUUAUUAACUCAUGAUAAUGAAGACUUAUCAGGUUACCACCUAACCUCAGUCCCUUGAGGACGCUCACUGAGCUUCCAUACCACUAGUAGACUGAAUUACCUCGAUCAUGAUCAUCGUUGAGGGAAUCUUUGUCAUCGCGACGCAUCAUUUCACAACGAUGGCCACGAUCAAUUGGGUGGUUGUUGGCCAUAGGAUACUUAUGAUUGCCGUGAGCUGGUUGAUAAGUCUUCAUUAUCAUGAGUUAAUAAUCAGUAAAUAAUAUAGUUUUAGCCUUAACUCAUGAUAAAUAGACUUAUAUUUGUGUUAAAGCAUGAAAAGUGGUUUUCAGUUGAUUAACGUGAAUUUUUGGGUAAUUAUGUGAUUUUAUACGAUUUUUACAGUCUUAGUUUUGAGAUAAAUGAAGAACAAGAAAUAAAAAUAAAAAUAUUGCAAAAUGGGGGAACCCGCCGGCCAGCCGGGCCCGCAUGCGGGUCGGAAGCGCAGUCGGGGAGUAG